AUGGAUAACAACGUGACCACCAACCGAGAAACUACGAGGAGCACACACACUUAUACUUUCCAUCGCGAGGGUAUGGUUCAAUUGGGACAAUUGGGUGAAUUGGUCACUGGUCAUAAUGAAACAGUGUUCAGUGGCAACUAUGGCAACAUAUUAUCUCUUCUGUAUUCGCGUGUCGACGAAUGGGCCUUAUCUACUCUUCUUCAGUUCUACGACCCAGAUAUCCGUUGUUUCACAUUUUCAGAUUAUCAGCUAGCUCCCACUCUCGAAGAGUACUCUUACCUCCUCAACAUCAAGAUUCAACACAGAGUGCCUUUUGUUUGUGUCCCAGAGAAACCUAGGAUGGAUUACAUUGCCAAGGCUCUUUAUUUGAGCUUGGGGGAUGUUCAUGAUAACUGGAAGAAGAAGGGUGAUACUCAUGGCUUCCACAUGAGUUUCCUGGUUGAAAAAGCUCAAGAAUUUGCCGACAAAGGAAUUUGGGAGGCUUUCAAUGCUAUUUUGGCCGCUCUGAUCUAUGGAAUUGUGAUGUUUCCCAACAUUCACAAGUUCGUUGAUUUGGCUGCUGUAUGUCUUUUUAUGGACAAGAAUCCAAUACCCACCCUAUUGGCUGACACAUAUUAUUCCAUUCACUCUCGGCAUGGUAAAAGAGGGGCUAUUAGAGGUUGCUUGCCGCUGUUAUAUAAAUGGUUCAAAUCUCACUUGCCUGCUAGUGGUCCGUUUGUUACCUCUACUCAGAAAUGGUCUCAGAGAAUCAUGGGACUUACUGCAAACGACAUCGUAUGGUAUCAAUUCCGAACAGGCAUAUCUGAAGUCAUUAUCAGGUGCGGAAACUUUGGUAACGUCCCGCUCAUUGGGACAAGAGGAUGUAUUAACUACAACCCAGUUCUAGCCCUUCGUCAGUUGGGCUAUACCAUGAAGAGUGGGCCUUCGGAUAGGGAGAUUUACCAAUCCGUAUACUUUGAGAAAGGAGCUGACCCUGUAGCACUUGAGGAAAUCAGGAAAGCCUGGAACAACAUUCAUAUAGGUGAGAGAUCCACUCUGGGAGCCAAGAAUGCCAUUGCUAUGGAGCCCUAUGCCGAUUGGGUUAAGGAGAGAGUCAAGACACUUCUGUUACCAUUCCCGAGGGUCCCCCUCUUAUAUGCACAACCUCCGAAGAUAUCAGAAACUAUGGUAUCAAGGGAACGUUUUGACCAGGUCCGCGUCGCCAAUUUGAGACUGAAAGAGAAAGAUAGGGAUAUGGAUUUGAAGCGCUAUUUCCUUAAACAGACAAAGAAUGAACUGGCCCGUGAACUUAAAACUCUCAAAGGAGAGUCUUCUCAAGCCAGGAAGAGGGUUAGAACUGAAAAGGACGGAAAAGCUGUUGUCACUCCUACUGAAGAUCCUCAAAAGGUUAUAGAAAAGGCUAUAAAGGAAGAAAAAGAGAAGCUCAGACGAGAGUAUCAAGAAGACCUGAAAGCCCACAAGCUCCGACUGGAGAAAGAAACCAAAUCACCACCAGACUUGUUGGAUGGGGUCUCUAUUGCUCUUUAUAUUGAGACAUUGUUAUUUGUGUUUGAACCUACUCGCCUUAGGGGGCUAUUAUGA
Messenger RNA from Vicia villosa (hairy vetch), 1581 nucleotides. RefSeq lists its product as uncharacterized. The record is from RefSeq and is a predicted model, not a curated record. The transcript has 2 exons. Lineage: Eukaryota; Viridiplantae; Streptophyta; Magnoliopsida; Fabales; Fabaceae. The coding region runs from base 1 to 1581 and encodes 526 amino acids.